Cydia pomonella (codling moth) is the source of this 1272-nucleotide messenger RNA. Its product is annotated as peptidoglycan-recognition protein LB-like. Gene Ontology annotation, molecular function: N-acetylmuramoyl-L-alanine amidase activity; zinc ion binding. Gene Ontology annotation, biological process: peptidoglycan catabolic process. The transcript is spliced from 3 exons. The record is from RefSeq and is a predicted model, not a curated record. Bases 1 to 369 code for a protein of 122 amino acids. NCBI's taxonomy places the organism in Eukaryota, Metazoa, Arthropoda, Insecta, Lepidoptera, Tortricidae.
AUGGCUGGAUACAUUGUUGUUUGCCUAUUUGGCUGCCAGCAUUUUGAGUUUGCCACUAAACCAGCCACUUCCGUUGACCGCCUCAGUCUGCCCGUUCCUUAUGUGACCAUAAACUACACAUACAUUCCAGCAGCAUGUUUCACCGCCGAACAUUGCAAGAGCGCCAUGCGGGAUAUACAGACUUACCAUCAGGACGACCAGAAAUGGAGUGACAUUGGAUACAAAUUAUUUUGCUGCAACUUUGCAAUAGGCAGUGAUGGUGUGGUGUACGAAGGACGAGGCUGGUUUGCUGUCGGUGCACACGCCUACGGCGUCAACAGCCGGAAUAUAGGCAUCGUUUUCAUAGGAGAUUAUAUUUAUAAGUAUUAAAGAACUAGAUAAGUGGACUUUUUGACUGUGUAGUAAGUACAUCUAAAACCUUAGUGGCUUGGUGGUAUAGAGAUAUCACAGACCUUAUAUUACCGGUAAUGAGAAGAUAGCAUUUAUUUAUAAGCAACAAUAAGCUGUCUACGAAAACAAGUGACCGCGCGGGGUACGGACCCCACCACACUCCAUUCGCUCCAGUAGGCGCCACAAUGCCGCACGCGUCUUAAAUAAGAGUAUUACUCGCGAAUAUCAACUUUGUGUCAGUUUCGUGAGUGUCAGAAUGGCGGGUGUACCUAAAUAAAAUUAAAUGAAAACCAUACCAUAUUUUUGUACCUAAUUGGUACUAUUUAGUACCUCCAUUAAAAAAAAUUGUACCUCACGGUACUUAAAGUUAUCACCAAUAAACAGUACACCCGCCAUCCUGACAGUCAGAAUGGCGGGUGUACUUUAUUACGCUAUGUUCCCGUGGUUAUUGAUAAAUUCUAUAAAAGCCAAAUUUUUGUACCUUCAUAUUCAAUUAUAAUACGAGUCAUUUUAUUUGUGGUUUCCAAGUUUUACUCAUUUUAUAUUUUGCUUGCUAUUACAAUUUUGCAGGCGUUAUAAUUUUUCAAGGUAUCAAUUUUAUUUUUAAGAAAAAACGCUAAGGUACAAUUAUUUUUAUUACGCCAGGAUUUAGUACCUUUAAUAUUUAAUCUGUUAAGUUCAAAUAACUCAGUAAAUCAUGUCUCCUCAUCACAUAUUGAUUAGUGUUGAGUAUGAGUUUGUAGUUUGCUACUAAACGAAAUUACUAUUUCGGACGAACUUUUAAAGAAAAAUCCAAAAAAUAAAUAAUUAACUAUGCCAUUUAGUUUCCUUAUAUGUUUUUAUUUAUUUAUUUAACACAGUGCAAGCUUACAAUACUACACC